Molecule: messenger RNA, 2216 nt
Organism: Dermacentor andersoni
Lineage: Eukaryota; Metazoa; Arthropoda; Arachnida; Ixodida; Ixodidae
Biological process (GO): xenobiotic metabolic process
Cellular component (GO): cytoplasm; intracellular membrane-bounded organelle
Molecular function (GO): iron ion binding; oxidoreductase activity, acting on paired donors, with incorporation or reduction of molecular oxygen, reduced flavin or flavoprotein as one donor, and incorporation of one atom of oxygen; heme binding
Source: RefSeq, a predicted model, not a curated record
AAGCUCCUUGAGAAAGCGUCUUUAUUCUCUGAUUGGGCGCAGGUCGAAGCUCAGCAUCUCAUGGGCACAAUUGACAAAUUCGGCGGUGCCCCCAUCUUGCCGCGCGACUUCUUUUUUCGGUCUGCGUGCAACACUGUGGUAACGUUCCUGUUGGGUCGACGUCUGGACCUCGACGAUCCGCGCCGGAGGGACAUGGACGAGCACCUCGAGGGAUUUCUGCUAGGCAGCGCUGCCUCGUCGAUCGACUUCCGCCCACAAUGGCUCAAGAGGCUUGAGCGCCGGCUGUUUCCCCGUUCGCCCCGCGUGACCGUUGAGGACCUGGCCAAUGAACUUGAAGCCAUGUCCAAGAGAGAAGUCCAGCGAGCGCUGCACAUGGACGUCUCCCAGCGUAACAAAGCUGUCGUCGACAUCUACAACGAAAAGCUGAAGGAACUCGGCAGCGGACAUGACAUCUUUACAGAUAAGGGGUGGGAAUGCAUCAUGCACAUGGGAAAUGACGGCGGAAAGAACCUCAAGGCAGUUCUCCAGCUCUUUCGAGAGUACGGCGUCAAGCUAAGGAAGGAUAAGUGUACCUUCAGGUUGCCUGAGGUUUCAUACCUUGGCCACGAGAUCAGUAUGGGAAGGCUGCAACCUCUGAAGAAGAACAUGGACACUCUCAUGAAGGCGCCAACACCCAAGAACCGUGAGACGUUGGCCCUAGUGUUCGGGGUAUCAAAGGUCCGAGGCUACCUACUGGGAAGAACAUUCACCUUGAUCACAGAACACAAGCCGAUGGUGGGUCAAUUUCGCGAAGAUCGGCCCACGCCCAUCAUGGCUGCCGGGAGAAUUCAGCUUUGGUCCUUGCUGCUGGGAGCAUACCAGUACAAUAUGGAGUACAAACUUGGUUCGGACAACCUGAAUGCAGACGCACUCAGUUGGCUUCCUCUAGAAACCACCGACGACACAUCAGAGGAGCUGCACGAGUACAUGCACUCGCUGCAGCAGCCGGAUGACACGCCAGUUUCUUCGCAGGCGAUGAGACACUUGACCGAGAAAGAUCAACAACUUAGAAAUGUCAAGUCCUACGUGCUUCAUGGUUGGCCAAAGGAGCGCAAAGCACCCGAUCCGUGGUUGGACCCAUACUUCGCACGAAAGAAGGGCCGGCUGGUGGGCAACGUGACCGACUACCUGCUGGGCGCCACAGCCGUGGUGGCACUGUUCCUUCAAAGCCACGUGCUCAACUUUGCCGCCUACCCAGACACUCUGCAGGAGCAGGUGCGGCAGGAGAUUGACCGCGUUGUGGGCAGAGAGCGGCUGCCGGCGUGGCCGGACCACGUCCGCAUGCCGCUCACCAUGGCCACCAUCUGGGAGAUGUACCGGUGGAAAGCGUGCACACCUUUUGGCAUCCCUCGCGGAGUAGCGGAAGACACAGUGAUUGGCGGCUACCAUGUUCCCAAGGGUACCGUGUUGCUGCCAAACUUUUGGGCCGUCCACCAGAGCACCAAACUCUGGAAGGAGCCUGAAAAGUUCGACCCGUCGCGGUUCAUCGGACCAGACGGCAGCGCCCCGUCCACUAGGCCUGCACACAUCAUGACCUUCUCGCUAGGUAAGAGAAUCUGCCCUGGAGAAAGCUUGGCGACGGCUGAGGUUUUCCUGUACUUGACCAUGCUGCUUCAGAAGUUCAGAAUCCUUCCAGAAGAAGGUACCACCGUACAAAUCGGAUCGUACCAGCCGCUAUACGAGCACGCUGCUACAGGAAUACGUUUCCUGCCCCGCUCUGAUUAAACUCUACAUAGAAAGGAGCUGAGGAAGCAGCAAUAUUGUCUCUGUACACUUCGUCUGGCUCCUUCAGUGCGAUGGAUCCUUCUAUUCGUUUACGCGAUGGCUGUUUUAACAUGAACCAUGAUUGCUUUAUACGAGAAGGAACUUUCCUAUCUUGCUACAGUGAGGUGGUGAUGUCCUCUGGCCACUGCGUGAGCCUGCGUGUGUGUUUCUUUUUUUUUUUUUUCACCAUUAUUAGUAGCUUGGUCGACCUGAUCACUUCCGGUUAUGGCACUCGGCGAUCUCGCGUUACCCGCUAGCUUCCGCUGUCCUUUGUUUCGUGUGAUUCUACUUGAUUUCGUGUGAAAUUUAAGUGCAAGAGAACUUUUUCUUGUGGUUAUUUUGUUUACGGGUUUUUUUCCCACAUCUUGACAUAAAUGUCGCGCACACGUGUAUUAAAAUCACUUCGAAAUGCA